Molecule: messenger RNA, 882 nt
Organism: Nerophis lumbriciformis (worm pipefish)
Lineage: Eukaryota; Metazoa; Chordata; Actinopteri; Syngnathiformes; Syngnathidae
Source: RefSeq, a predicted model, not a curated record
AUGCAGAUUGUUAAUGCUUGCCGACUUUGCAAAAAAGUGAAGUCUUGCAUUGUCAGACCGUUAGCCUGUUUGGUUACUUCCACCAAUGCAAUGGCCAAGAGCAAGUUUGAAUAUGUGCGUAACUUUGAAGUAGAUGACACCUGUCUGAAGAACUGCUACAUUGUCGUGAGGUUGGAUGGACGCAAUUUCCACAAAUUUGCAGAGCAGCACAAGUUCAUCAAGCCCAAUGACAACAGGGCCCUGAACCUGAUGACACGUAGCGCCCGCUCGGUCAUGGAGGAGCUCGAGGAUAUUAUUAUUGCCUAUGGGCAAAGUGAUGAGUUCAGUUUUGUUUUCAAGAGGUCCUCCACCUGGUUCAAGAGGAGAGCCAGCAAACUGAUGACCCACGUGGCAUCACAAUUCUCGUCCUCUUAUGUCUUUUACUGGAAAGAGUUUUUUGGAGAGCAGCCUCUCCUCUACCCACCGGGUUUUGAUGGACGUGUUGUACUUUAUCCUACCAACCGCAACCUGAAAGAUUAUCUGAGCUGGAGGCAAGCAGACUGUCACAUUAACAAUUUGUAUAACACAGUAUUUUGGACCCUAGUACAAAAAGGAGGAGUAACGACGGUUCAAGCAGAAGAUCGCUUAAAGGGGACGGUAGCUGCUGACAAAAAUGAAAUACUGUUCUCAGAAUUUGAUAUCAACUACAACAACGAACCAGCUGUCUAUAGGAAAGGCACCACGCUCAUCUGGGAAAAGCAGGAUGAAACUGUCACCAAUAAUGUACUGAAUGGUAAGAAGAAAGACAAAAGCAAGAGGAGAGUGCAGGCCUACCAUUCCGACAUCAUAGGACACGACUUUUGGGAGCAAAACUCAAAUAUUCUGGAAGAGGACGGCUGCUAG